Molecule: messenger RNA, 2404 nt
Organism: Cajanus cajan (pigeon pea)
Lineage: Eukaryota; Viridiplantae; Streptophyta; Magnoliopsida; Fabales; Fabaceae
Molecular function (GO): protein dimerization activity
Source: RefSeq, a predicted model, not a curated record
CUCUAGAUCAGUCUCUGCUUCAUCGAUUGCAACAACAUCAUUGGCGCCAUCACCAGCUACUGCAACAAUCUCUUCAAACGUUGUUCCAAAAUGUUGUCAAAAUCGCAAUCUCUGAUCGUAGAAUCGUACGAUCCUGCGAUUUAGCUCGUGGAAUCGUACGAUCCUUGCGAUUCUGCAUCAAGCAUUCAAAGCGCGAUUUCAAUUGGUAAAUGGAAAGGCCCAUUUUUAGAGCCCAAAUCGAAAUCCCAUUAUAUUACUCACUUUCGCUCAUUUGUAACCUAAAUUUCAUCCAGACGAGAACCCUAACUUCUUGACCCUUGUUGGUGCGAAACUGCGAAUCUUGUUACGUUUUUCGCUUUCUUUCAAAAUGGCAAAAAGAAAAGGGAAGGAAUUGGAGAGCGCUGUGAAGAGAAGAAGCAAGAGCAUUGAAUCCAGCACCAACGUGGAUUUGAGGGAGGAAGCGUGUAAGCAAAUUGCUAGGUUUUUCUACAUCAAUGCCAUUCCCUUGAAUGUUGCAAAAAGUGAUCCUUUUCAGGGAAUGUGGAACUACAUUGCCCCUGGGUUCAAGCCACCCUCUUAUCAUGAUCUCAAAGGGAAGUAUUUGAAGCAACAAGUGGCUGAGAUCAAGGAAUCAAUGGAGGGGCAUAAAGCUACAUGGAAGAGAACAGGGUGCUCUAUCUUGAUUGAUGAUUGGACUAAUACCAAUGGGGUCACUAUUUGCAACUUCUAUGUUAACAGCCCCGAAGGUACUGUUUUUCUUAAAUCUGUUAAUGCAUCUGAAAUAUGCAAAACUGUUGAUGGCAUUUUAAAAAUGAUGGAUGACAUUGUGGAGGAAGUUGGUGAAGAAAAUGUUGUUCAAGUUGUUACUAGGAAUGAUUCUAACUAUAAAGCUGCUGGGAAAAUGUUGGUGGGGAAAAGGAAGAGACUUUUUUGGAUGCCUUGUGUUAUUGACAGCAUUAAUUUGAUGUUGGAGGAUUUUGUGAUGAAGUUGAGGAUCCAUGGAGACACAGUUGCAAAUGGGAGGAGAAUCACAUCUUACAUAUAUUCAAGGAGUGCUCUGAUUGGUUUGCUGCAUCACUUUACUAAGGGAAAGGAUUUGGUUAAACCAGGGGUGACUAAAUUUGCCACAUGUUAUCUAACUUUAAAGUGUCUCUAUGAGAACAAGGGAGCAUUGGUGAAUAUGUUCUCAUCCAAACAAUGGAAAUGCAGUUUCUUUGCUGGAACAACAUGUGGGAAACUGGCUAAAAGUGUUGUUAUGGAUGACAAAUUUUGGAAAAAUAUUCUGGUUUGCUUGAAAGGUGCUAAUCCUCUGAUCAAGGUGCUUCAAAUGGUGAGUUCAAAUUCAAACACAAAACCAGCCAUAGGUUUCAUUUAUGAUGAAAUGAAGCAAGCUAAAGAGAAGAUUCAACAAGCCUUUAAAUGUGUGAAGAAACGUUAUAUGCCUCUAUGGGCAAUCAUAGAUGGAAGAUGGGACAGAAACAUUCUUGGGCCUUUGCAUGCUACAGCUUAUUAUCUUAACCCGCAGUUUCAUUAUAGUACUAAUUUCAAAGAAGAUUUUGAUGUUAAACUUGGGCUGUACGGGAGUUUAUGCAAGAUGGUAGCAAAGCAAGACUGGUCUAAGGUUGAACCUAUGCUUGAAGAUUUCAAGCAUGCAAAAAACUAUUUUGGUCAUGAUUUAGCCAAGCGUGCAAUUAAAACCAAAAAUCCAGCUGAUUGGUGGGAUUCUUAUGGUUUUGAAUAUUCUGAGCUUCAACAUUUUGCUAUACGAGUGCUGAGUUUGACUACCUAUUGUUUUGGGUGUGAGGAUAACCGAAAAGCCUUCGAUAGAGUACACUUGAAGAAAAGAAAUCGUUUGAAACAAAAGACAUUGAAUGAUGUAAUGCUAGUGAUGUCUAAUUCAAAAUUAGCCGAAAGGCACCAAGCUGGAAAAGCCAUUGAAUAUAGCAUGGACGAUCUCUCUUCUGAUGAUGAGUGGAUUACAGAGAUUGAUGGAAGUUCAUUCGAUGAUGAAGAGUCAGAGUUGGAUGAAUUAUGCUUCUAUUUUCCAAAUGAAGAUGAUAAGCUUAAAGGUCAAGUUGGGGUAGAUGCGAACUGUGAUGGUGCUUAUAUAGAUGACCUACAUAUUCCUGAUGAUGAUGAAGCAGAUGUUAAUUUCGAAGACGGUGCAAGUAAUGCAACAGAUGAUGUCAUGGAUGGAGAUGAAAGCUACAUGGAAGAUGAGAGUUGUCAUGAUUUUGACGUCAAUGAAUUCCUGCUCUAGUCUUUGUUUCUGCUGUGUUCUGUCAAACUUCUCAAGUGUUUAGCAUUUUGAACUAUAACAUAUGUUAGAGGGCUAUGGUUUGCUCAAUCAUACAUUUUGGAUUGGAGUGUUAUUUAAAAUGGUAUUUAUAUGAUUCUGAAGUUA